AUUGCUCGCAGGUUAGUCAGUCGCCGACUUGAAACUGAAAUUACACAUUUCAUACGCAGCACGCAAGAUCAAACUAAACAAAACUAAUUUUGAAUUAAAUUAAAUUACGUUAAAUCAAGCCGUGUCGCAGCCGUUAAAUUGCAUCAAUCUGGAUUACCGAAUUCAGUGCUCUAACAUCGCAGUUUAAAAAUCCGGUUUUCGAAGAUACACGAGAAAAACAGUUAUAAUUACAGUUUUGGAUAUUUUCGGUAGUCGUCGGAAGCUCGUAUCAAAAUGAGUUUACAAAAGUUAAACAACGAUUUCAAUGUCCACCGCAGUAUUGAUUGUUUGAACCUGAACAUUCUGAAGGAGAACACGAACUCGCCUCCUGUGAUCAACAAGAACAACAGGUUCACCAAAAACCUACUCAAACGAAGGAGCUCAAAUCUCAUCGCAGAUCUCGCCUCAAUAGGAAACCAUGAAAAUUUCUACACUUAUGAACUCAUUCAACAAAUCGCACAGUAUUUACUCGACAGGACGAACAUUCGCCCCAAGAUCGGUAUUAUUUGCGGCUCAGGAUUAGGUAAUUUAGCUGAUGUGAUCACGGACAGUGUUUCGUUCCCCUACCAUGAAAUACCUCACUUCCCCGUGUCAACGGUGGCAGGCCAUGUUGGGCGGCUAGUCUUCGGCUAUCUGGAUGGCGUACCCAUCAUGUGCAUGCAAGGCCGAUUCCACUAUUAUGAAGGAUACCCUCUUUGGAAAUGCUCUAUGCCGGUGCGAGUGAUGAAACUAGUCGGAGUGUCCCAUUUAAUAGUCACGAAUGCCGCGGGGGGUCUGAAUCCGAAAUACCGAGCAGGAGACAUCAUGAUCAUGAAGGACCACAUCAAUUUCCUUGGUUUUGCCGGUAACAAUCCACUACAAGGAGUCAACGAUGAAAGGUUUGGCCCGCGGUUCCCGGCGAUGAACAGGGCUUAUAACGCCAGUUUGAGGAAGGCGGCGCACAAGAUAGCGAAGGAAAUGGGCAUUGACAAAUUCGUCAGGGAAGGAGUCUAUGCGGUCUUGGGCGGUCCCAACUUCGAAACCAUCGCAGAGCUCCGCAUGUUGAGAGUGUGCGGGGUUGAUGCAGUGGGUAUGAGUACGGUGCACGAAGUAUUAACGGCGCAACACUGUGACAUGAAAGUGUUCGCUUUCAGUCUAAUCACGAACAAGUGUGUGAUGGAUUAUGAAAGUAUGGCCGAAGCGAACCAUGAGGAGAACAUCGACACGGGUCUCAUGAGAGAAGGCGUCAUCAAGAAGUUGGUCACUAAAGUCGUUGGACAUAUAUCAAACCACGACCUUGCAAUGUCAUCGAAAAAUCCUUAAUCUAGUAUUGCUUAGCUUGAAUGGAACCCUCAAGUGCUCAAUCUGUUUGCAGUUGGCUAUUGAAAUUUCUUAGAAUAUAAAAAAAAUGCAGCAUUGAGUACAAAUUUGAUUGGAAAAACGGGUCGAUGGAAAAACGUGGAGUAACGAAGAUUUUUUAAUCGACCAAACAGCUUUCCUAGUCCUUUCUUGCUGGAAAAAAAAUUAUUUUCAUGUUUCCUGAGGAGGACUGAGGAGAGAAAGGAUGCGGCACCUGCCAUUCUACCGUGCCAAGGAAAAAUUUCGUUUGAGCAUUUAAAGGUUGUCCAAUUUACCUCGAAAAAAUGUUCCUUUUUGAGAGAAGAUAUGACUAUUUGUCUUCGACAUUCCCAAAUUUAAAGGAGUAUAAAUUGUGAAUAAAAUUCUACGAAAGAUUCAAGGGAAUUUUUUUUAAGUGUUUCCAGGGAUUCGGUAUUUUAUUAAAAGACAUUUGUCAACGUCCAAAUGUUCAAACGGUGUUUUUCUUUGGCACGAUAGAGUUAGUCGAUGUCCUGAACGAUGCGAUACGACGUUGAUGGCAACGCCUUCAGGAUACAACUAUUCGUGCUUGACGGCCAUCAAAGUUGCAUACACACUACAUUGCAGGCGCGUACUAUCUUGCUUUCACGAAGAUGUAUUCUAUUUCUUAGAAACAAAAUAUAUUGGAAGUCCCGUUCCCAAAUUUAAGUGCGACCUUUAAGAGGCACACUCCACAGUUAUUGGCGUGGACCAAGGAUCACCACUAUUUUAGCCCAUUGGUUACCGCUAUGCUAUUAAAGUUUUUCGACAGUGUAAGUCGGCAAUCACUUAACUCGGUUUGUGACGUCGCAAACUUCCUAUCAUACUUUAUUUUUUAAACGGAAAGCUACUCAGCGGCUAUUCUUUAAAACUGCAGUGACUUCAAAACUGCAAAAACUUCAAGGAAUACUGUCAAUUUGUUCUCCUUUAAAAAAAUAACAUAGAGGCGGAGAAUUUCAGACACCGCAAACGAGUUAUGUGAUUGCCGAUUUACACCGUCGUUUUGCCUCGCCCUUACACUCACACUCACAUACGUUAAAUACCUACAUGAACAGUGACAUGCGAGUUGACAUGUUACAUGAGACAUGUUACAAAUUAAAGUUCCUAUGAUUACAGCAGUCAAUUGGAAAGCCCUCCCCUUAUUUGCGAUACAGAUUCAAUGCCCCGCCCUCUCCCCCCCCCCUAAAUUGUCCACCUACGCCGGCUGGAUCAGUGGGGCCACAACAAAUAUAAGUGAACAUUAUUAUUGCACAUGAAAAAUUAAAAUAACGAUUUUCUUCAAGGCUGAGCGUUAUUCCUUUCUACUUUGGCCAGCAUAGUGCCCUUUACCUACAUUAAAAUACUUCAAAUCAUGAUUCUAAUCAAUCGCCAAAUGCAAAAGUUUUGAAGUUUUCUGAACUGAUUGGUUGGAGGUGUUUUGGAACUAAGGUUUUUUGAACUUCUGGUAACUCUUGAUGUAGGUAUCAGAAACAAAUACUUUGAAAAUGUACAGCGCCCAUAAUAGUAUUACAGUAUACACUAAGUGAUCAUUUCAUUUCAUAAAAGGGAUAUUAAAAAUUACGAAUUCGAGGAAAAGAAAAAAUUAUUGAUCAUUGAAGACUCAUGUUACUGUGACCAUAAAAUUGUGAAUUCCUCUAUUUUUACCUAGAAUAAUCUGCAGUCUGGAGUGUUAAGAGAAAAGUACAACAGGUCCGUUAUUGGAUGUAACAUUUUUCAUUGCUGUGCUACUUAUUAGUGCUUAAGUAAAAUGUGAGAAGCUUCAGGAAUUAGGUGAAAAAAUUGAGGGGAAA
Messenger RNA from Bemisia tabaci, 3164 nucleotides. Its product is annotated as purine nucleoside phosphorylase. Gene Ontology annotation, biological process: nucleoside metabolic process. The record is from RefSeq and is a predicted model, not a curated record. Gene Ontology annotation, molecular function: purine-nucleoside phosphorylase activity. Lineage: Eukaryota; Metazoa; Arthropoda; Insecta; Hemiptera; Aleyrodidae. Gene Ontology annotation, cellular component: cytoplasm.